GGCAGAUCGUCACUGGUUGUGGUUGGAGUCUCUUCCUAUGAAGUCAUCAACACGAGAGAAUCUGAACAAAACAAUUAAUUUCUGGCAUCAGUAUAUCAAAAGUUUUCUUUCUAAGUUAAUGUAGGCAAGACAAACCUGCUUCUGUGUGUGUUCAGUUUUUAUGUGUGAAACCAGAAAGACUAGUCAAUCAACCAUGUCACGUCAAGGUUUCCAUGGUGAUUGAAAGAAAAUAAAAGUGAAUGUCAUUCACAGUGUGUAUCUCACUUGAGCCAUGAGGUUCUCUAUGAUCUUGCUCUGCUUUAUUGUCAUGAUGCUCUGCAUGGCAGCAGGCUCAAAUGCAGAGAGACUAAAUGAUUGUGGAAUAGCUCCUCUGAACACACGUAUUGUGGGUGGCAUCAUUGCCCUACCAGGCAGCUGGCCCUGGCAGGUCAGUGUACAUUUCAAUGGCAGACCAACCUGUGGCGGAACUCUGAUCCACAGCCAAUGGGUGAUGACAGCUGCCCACUGCAUUGUUUUGACUGACAUCAACAAAUGGACUUUGUACUUAGGAAGAGAAACCCAGAUGACAUCUGCUGCCAACCCAAAUGCUAAUGAAGUAGGUGUUGGUGUUCAGUCCAUCACCAUCCAUCCAAAUUACAACAGCACACUGUACAAUAAUGACAUCUGCCUGAUGAAACUGAAUCAACCUGUGACCUUUACUAACUAUAUCCGACCAAUCUGUCUGGCAUCCAAUGCAAGUGUCUUUCACAAUGCUACCACUUGCUGGGCAACAGGUUGGGGAAGAAUUGGAAAAUAUGAGGCUUUGCCAGCUCCCCAAAAUCUUCAAGAGGUAGAAGUACCAGUCGUGGGCAACAGACAAUGUACGUGCCAGUACAAGCCAACAGAGGGUGAUAUAAUCACAACACAGAUGAUCUGUGCAGGAGAAGCAGGCAAAGGAGUCUGUCAGGGAGAUUCUGGUGGUCCAUUGCAAUGCAAACAGGGUUCUCUGUGGGUGCAAGCUGGGAUCAUGAGUUUUGGGGUCCCCUGUGCCACAGAAGGUUUCCCUGAAGUCUAUUCACGUGUUUCUGAGUUCCACACCUGGGUCAGUGAAAAUGUUAGGGGAGCUGAAAUUGGCUUUGUCACCUAUUUGUCCAGCGGCACAGACACAGACACCAACUUUAAAUGCAAUGCAACCGUUUCAAAUGUGUGCACAUUGACGUUUUCACACUUCUAUCAUUUUAUCAUUAUCUUUACCACACUAGUCUUGAACUUCCUCUCCUAUUCAUGCACAUAAUAAACUGACUCAUGCACACUUGCAACACUGUGAACAUAAGUGAUUCAUUAUAGAUAACUGUGGAGUAAACAACUUUUGAGAAACAAUGUUGAAAAUUUAAGGAAAUGAGAAAUAAAAGGUUUUAAUUUUAUUAUGUCCAAGAGGUCACGGUCUGGCUGAUUAGCAGUUAGCCUGCUGGUAGAUGCCUCAACUACACCAGGAUGGCCUUCUAUGACAACUAUUUAAAAAUAGUGAUAUAAAUCAAUUGUAUCAUCAGUGAUCAUUUGAUUGGUUAGACAGCCAGUCAUACGACAUUUACAGCUAUGUUUGACCUAGUUUGUAUCUAUGUUAACACAUCUUUUGUUAUAUUUGUUUUUUUGUCUUUGCUUUUUGUCAUUGUUUACUCUACUCACAUCAAGCUAUGACUUCAGAAUUUAAUGCCUUCUUAAGCUCUCUACUAAAUCUUAUCUUCCCCAUUUGCUUAAAGACCUUGGUUUUUUUUGGGUGGGGGAUGCUAUUUGGGGUCUAACUGAAACUCUUAUACAAUGUUACUGAUAUUCUCAUCAUCAUCAUCAUCAACAAAAGCCAAACUUACCUUAUUAACUUUUGUAAUGCAUUUUUGUAAGUAUCUAUAUGAAUUGUUGUAUACAUUUUUUUGUUCUCAUAAUGUUUUUUUAAAA
Messenger RNA from Triplophysa rosa, 1932 nucleotides. RefSeq lists its product as uncharacterized. The record is from RefSeq and is a predicted model, not a curated record. Gene Ontology annotation, molecular function: serine-type endopeptidase activity. The coding region runs from base 272 to 1273 and encodes 333 amino acids. Lineage: Eukaryota; Metazoa; Chordata; Actinopteri; Cypriniformes; Nemacheilidae. Gene Ontology annotation, biological process: proteolysis. The transcript has 6 exons.